AUGAUUACCCAAACGGAUGCAUCUACACCAUCCAUCCCCUCAACGUCACCAUUGAGCACUGUCUUACAAUCCUCAGCAUCGCGGAAUAAACCCGUGCUAGGCGACAAAACCGUCAUCGGUUUCUCCGUCGGCAUCGGCCUAUCCGUGCUCAUCCUCGUAUCUGGAAUUGCAGCUUUCAUACGCAAGAAGCGUUCGCAAAUACACGACACGCAACAACACCAUCCAGAGGUUGUUAGUAGUCCGCUAUCAUCGCCAACAGGACUAGUGGAGAAGUACGGAUGCGACAGAAUGGAUAUAUGGGCAGCACCAACAAUAUCAGAAAUGGAAGGGAGAAUGAAGAGUUAUGAGUUGCAGAGCGAUAUACGGCAUGAGAUGCAGAGGGCAGAUUACGACAUGCUAGGGGGCAGAGGGCAUCAGUUGCAGGGGCCUGAAGCAGGGGGACAAAAGUAG
Pyrenophora tritici-repentis Pt-1C-BFP is the source of this 450-nucleotide messenger RNA. RefSeq lists its product as uncharacterized. Lineage: Eukaryota; Fungi; Ascomycota; Dothideomycetes; Pleosporales; Pleosporaceae. The record is from RefSeq and is a predicted model, not a curated record.